Molecule: messenger RNA, 1858 nt
Organism: Exaiptasia diaphana
Lineage: Eukaryota; Metazoa; Cnidaria; Anthozoa; Actiniaria; Aiptasiidae
Product: ryncolin-2
Exons: 1
Coding region: 6-1016 (336 amino acids)
Source: RefSeq, a predicted model, not a curated record
GACAGAUGACACUUUUGAGAUCGAGAAAAGAGGAUUCUGGGAUAUAUUUGUGUAAAGCUGAAAAUCUUCUUGGAUCAGUUAUGAAAGGAACAAUUCUUAUUGUUGUUGGGCUGCCAAGAUUCACUAUAAAACCACCUACAUCACUCGUCACCUUUCCUGGAAAAACUAUUCGCCUAAAUUGUAGUGCUACAGGAGAGCCUAAACCAGUCAUAACAUGGAGAAGAGAAAAUGGUGUUCUUCCUAUUGGCAGGCAUGAAGUAAGAGAUGGCUCUUUGAUCCUCAAAGAUUCAAAAACAACAGAUUCGGGUGUGUUCGUUUGUACUGCAACAAGCGCUGGUAUUUCCCACAAAGAAUCAAAAUCAACUAUCAAGGUUUACUUUAGAGAUUGUUCGGAAAUCUUCCAAUCAGGAGAGAGACGUAAUGGCGAAUACACAGUGAAUCCUGACAACCAACGUAGCUUCCAAGUGUACUGUGACAUGACAACUGACGGUGGGGGGUGGACUGUGUUCCAGCGUCGUAAAGACGGAUCGGUCGAUUUUUAUCUCAAUUGGCAGCAAUACAAAACAGGUUUUGGAAACCUGAAUGGCGAGUUUUGGUUGGGUAACGAUUACAUCCAUCGACUGACAGAGAGAAUAGCAUCAAGUCUUCGCGUAGAAAUCGGGGACUGGGACGGAUCUCGGAAGUAUGCCAAAUAUGGCAGUUUUAGUGUAGGUGAUGAAUCAGACAAGUACAGGUUGAGUGUUGGCGGGUAUUCGGGUACAGCUGGAGACUCAAUGGCAUAUAGUAACAACUGGGCUUUUACCACCAAAGAUAGAGAUAACGAUGUUACUGGCGGUAAUUGUGCAGUUCUGUACACCGGUGCGUGGUGGUAUGGAGCCUGUGCAAACUCUAAUCUUAAUGGAAAGUAUUUAGGAAACGUAGUUAAGCGGGGUGGCUUAUAUUGGUACCAUUACAAAAAUAAUGCUCAGUCUUUCAAAACAAGUGAAAUGAAGUUUCGACCUCAAAACCAUAAAUAAGUAGAUCAUUGUCAUGGAAUGAUAGACUCUGCUGUGUUUCCAGCUACGUCACUGCUGGGUUUUCAAUGCAUUGUGGGAUCAGUUUCUAGAGAAAACAAAAAAAAAAAUCCACUAUGUUACGUUGUAACCCAAUCCUGCAAUGCAUUCUUUAUAUGGUAUACGUACGUAACGUAAAGGCUUCAGAGAUCUAUUGAUAUAUAGCAUGUGAUCUGAUGAUGUCCGUAUGUCAGAGCUCAAAAAUAAAACUUGCAUGUUUUUUUGUUUUUUUCAAUAAGAAAUAGAGCAAUAUAGAAAAUAUGUUUAUCCACAUCAUCAAAUGCAACGUAUGUCUUUUCGUUAUGCAAUAGAUUUAUUUGUAUUAAUAUUAUUAUUUUGAAGGUGAUUUUCUGACUGAUAUUAUAGUGUAGAACACAGGAGAUCCGCGACAUUAAAACCAACUGCAUGAGGGUGUAAAAUGUGAUUAAAUACAAUAUUUAAGCAAAGUUAAACCAACACCAGCCACUUAUCGCUAGGUUAUGCGUAACGCGGCUUACGCGCCUGCUGUGCUGUCACACAACGAUUUACGCAUCACGUGUGAUACGCUAACUUCACGCAAAGUUUUCUUAGUACGUCAUCUGAAAAUUUGGGUUGUGCUGUGCUCUUCUCACCUCCCAACUAAGCACCAACGCCAAGCUCAUCUACUGGUGAUGAGUUUCCAUGUGUAGUAAACAGGUUGGGAAAUUGGGGAAGAAAGCAAGUUACUUUUCAUUUUUUUCAUGUAACUUGAUGAAACAGUCUAAAUAAUUUAUAAUAAUUCAAUAUAUAUGUGAUUGAAAGUGAUUAAAGUUUUUUAAAGUUUUAAA